This is a messenger RNA of Dioszegia hungarica, 1788 nucleotides long. Its product is annotated as efflux protein. Gene Ontology annotation, molecular function: transmembrane transporter activity. Bases 1 to 1788 code for a protein of 595 amino acids. Gene Ontology annotation, cellular component: membrane. Lineage: Eukaryota; Fungi; Basidiomycota; Tremellomycetes; Tremellales; Bulleribasidiaceae. The record is from RefSeq and is a predicted model, not a curated record. Gene Ontology annotation, biological process: transmembrane transport. The transcript has 8 exons.
AUGGCGUCGCCCUCGGUGCCCAUGCAAGGUAUAGCGCUCUCCCCUGCCGAAGCGCUGGCCGGCGGAGUAGCCAUCGUACCCCCUCCCACCCCAUCCGCACCUCUCGCACCGACAAAAUCACCCGUCCCAUCCUCUUCGGCUAUAUCCGAGGACAAAAAUCUUAUCCUGGACGAGUAUCCCAACGCCCUCCCGCUCACCAAGGGUGACUCGCCCCCUCCUACUGGUCCACCGCCGACCCUCCCCCCUCGUCUAUCCACCGCUCGGCUCAUAGCCAUCGCAGCCAUCGUAACAUGUACGAUGUGCCUCGGUGCCGCCGGCGCGAUGGGACUGAUCAUCUCCCUCCCGAUCAUUCAGACCGAUCUGAACAUGCGGGACACGGACCUUCAGUGGGUCUCUUCGGUCUACAGUCUCACCGCGGGGUGCUUCUUGCUCCUGUCAGGGCGGAUAGCGGACAUAUUUGGGAGAAAGAAAGUCUUCGUGGCGGGUGUGGCGUGGAAUGCGAUCUGGACCCUUAUUGGGGGUUUCAUGAACAACGGCACGGCCCUGAUUAUCACAAGAGCUCUCGCUGGUAUGGGGAAUGCGAUGAGUACGCCCAGCGCCAUUGGUAUCAUCGCCACCAACUUCAAAGGCAGAGCUCGCUCUUCUGCCUUUGCUGCAUUUUCGGCUGGAGCGCCCGCGGGCGGAGCAGUCGGCUUGAUAAUAGGCGGUAUGCUCACAGCAUAUACUCCACAAACUUGGCGCGCGGUGCUUUGGACUCUCUCAUCCCUCUGCUUUCUCAUCGCCGCCCUCGGCUUCAUGUUCAUCCCGGCCGACGGGGUCCAAACCCUGGACAAGCGCGUGGACUGGAUUGGUGCUGCUCUCGUCACUGUCGGCCUGAUCUUGUUCAUGUUUGUCAUCAGCGCCGGGGAGAGUGCCCCACAAGGCUGGCGAACAGGAUAUAUUAUUGCCAUGCUCAUCCUUGGCAUCGCUCUCAUCGCCGCCUUCUUCGUCUGGGAGAGGCACGUCAUCAACAACACCACUCGGCCGCCACUGAUGCGCCUGAAGCUGUGGACGAGGGCGAAGGGACGACUGGCAGCGGUGUAUGCUAUCGGCUUUACCUCGUGGAUGGGCUUCUCGGCACUGUUCUACCAAGCCACCCUCUUCUACCAACAGGUCCAAAUGACAGGUACGAUCGGUGCGAUGCUUCGUUUCCUCCCCACCUCGGUUUCUGGGAUCCUGUGCAACGUUCUCGUGGCUUGGCUAGUCAAUAAGGUGCGGACGCAAUGGAUCAUCUGCGUUGGAAUCCUAUCAACAGGUAUCGCCAAUGUACUCUUUGCAGUCUCGCCGAAGGACGUCGAUUAUUGGCGGCUACCUUUCAAUGCGAUGUGGAUGGCUGUGCUCGGAGCGGACUUCUUGAUGGCUACCGGCUCAAUCUUCGUCGCUGCUCUAGCCUUACCGGAAGAACAGUCGGUAGCAGGAGCCGUCUUCCAAACGCUCAUCCAACUAGGCGGCUCCUUCGGCAUAGCCAUCACCACCGUCAUUUCCACAGCGUACAACGAGCGGGCCCUCCACGCUGGGCUCGCGCCUGUCGAUGCGCAGUUGGAGGGAUUGCACGCUGCGUUCUGGCUAGGAGCGGGCUGUAGUCUGUCGGCGCUGAUCAUUGCUAUGGUGAUGCUGAGGGGGAUGGGGGCUAUUGGGAAGGUCAAAAAGGAGGAGGCGGUGGCGGCAGAGUCGGCCGGGGCCGGAGGAGAGGAGAGGAGCAGGGAGCGGAACGACGAGGAGGUGGGAGUGAGGCGUGAGAAGGCUUGA